This is a messenger RNA of Acanthopagrus latus (yellowfin seabream), 2186 nucleotides long. Its product is annotated as protein FAM104A-like. NCBI's taxonomy places the organism in Eukaryota, Metazoa, Chordata, Actinopteri, Spariformes, Sparidae. The record is from RefSeq and is a predicted model, not a curated record. The transcript is spliced from 3 exons. The coding region runs from base 684 to 1064 and encodes 126 amino acids.
GACAAGCUCACUGCAGAGGCAUAACGAGCCCGGCGUUUCGGCUACCCUACCUCGGACAACAUCAAAAACUAAUGUAUUUUUAACUUUACUCACUUCUUUCUUGUGUCGGACUGCUGUCAAGUACAGGCAACAGUUAACCACAAUUAACAGCGAGUGGACGGAAUACGAAAGCGGAAGAACUUUCUGUUAGCAUAGUGCGGCAUUAGUUAGCUAAAGUAGUUAGCCGACAAGUAGCUGAUUUAAACAUUUCACGGUAGCGGCUAGCAGGCUAGCUUGCUCCGUGUGCUGUCAUGCCCGGAGUUCUUCGAGAUUUCACUUCGUAAACGAGAAUACCCAGGCGUUAACGUUAGCUGGUUAGCUUCCAGACGGCCAGCAGCAGUUUGUACCAGCGCCGAGGCGUAGGCAGGGCGGACAGGACUUGGAGCGGUGACAGGUCUGAACUCACUCACAGCCGAGGUUGGUGCUUUCCUACGGCGACCUGUGCUUCAGCCGUCUGGAGAUCGGUUACUCGCAAAGCCUAAGACUCUCUGUUGAGAUGAGAGGGAGCUUGCCUUGCUGAGUAUCUGCGAAAUGGUCGUGGAGCUGUAACAUAGCCAAAGGUUUUAAAUAAGAUAUCUCAGCCCGGCUCACACGGAGUGUCAGCCUUUCUCUUUGCCAAAAUAUCAUCCGUCAAGACUGCAGAAAUGCUGACUGACAACAGGAAACGACACCGUAGUUGUGACAGCGAGGAAGACCAACAGCUGAGUCCUCAGGCCAAGAGAUCAGGAGGAGGUCCCAGCCUGCUCGUGUCAGAUCUGGACUCAGAGUCUUCCAGCAGCGACAGCAGUAACGGGAUCAGUAGUCCAGAGACAGCAAUAGUGGUUACCACCAGGCCAUGCAUACACAGCCAGAACAACCGCAUCACCCAGUCCUCCCCCAGCCCAAAGCCUGAAGACUCCGCUAUUUCCUUGCAGCACGGUUUCCAUGGCGACGGCAGCAGUCUCUCCUAUGACUACAUCAAUAGAGUCCUGAGGGAGGCGCACUUCAGUAGUCUGCAGACAAGAGGACGUCCGGGCUCGACAUGACCAUGACCUCUGACCCCUCUCCUGACCUUUGGCCCCUCACCCAUCAGUGGUGAAACUGCUGGCUCCUCCUCGAAAGUCUCAAGUGACACGCUCGGGUCAAAGGGAAGAGGGGCGACGUGUGGGGAGGUUUACAGAUUUUUGGGCGUAAAGGCUCAUCCCCACCUCACCAUGUACCAUUUGUCAAGACCAUAAGCACAUCCGCCUUUCCAUGGCCCAGCCACUGUGGUUUUCUGUGCAGUAUUGAUGUAUAAGUGUGUUUGUUUGUGUGUGUGUGUGUGCGCGUGUGUGUGUGUGUGCACGCACCCUGUGCACUUUAUAAAGAGAUAUCAUUCUCUUUACAUGUGUGUGUUGAUGCGUGGACAUUUUCAUUGGUGCUAAUCACAAGAAACGUGUGAUGAUCCAAAGUGCUUGCAGAACUAAAUAAAGCUUAGCACUUUACUUAAUAACUCCUCAUCCUGUUUACUCUCGACUGGGUAAGUCAGUCGCAUGUUUGUAUCAGUGAAGUGGGAAUUGUAGUGAUCCAUUUCACAAAGGAAGUUCAUCCAGGUAAACGGACUCACUCCCAAGGAGCAUAAUUAAAACAACCUAGUUAUAACAUGUUAGGCCUUAGUUGUUCCCUCCAGCCAAAGUAGUAAAGUUAAAGUACAGUGAAUUUGCCCUUGCUCUUCCUCAAGUACUACAUCUAAAUGAAUCUAUAAUGUUCUGGUGUGGCAGGUCAGUAGGUUCAAGGUAAUGGAGCACAGAUUCCUCAUGAGCCUUGCCACCAAAAUCCAACCUCAGAUUAGACCCAAGCUAAUUAUAGAGCCGUGAGAGCAAGCGCUGAAGUCUGCAGCACAGACGUCGUCACGCUCAGCACAGUGCUUCUGACAAACACGGCCUCAAGACAAAAAGCUCUCUGAAUCAGUUUGUAACCACGUGUUUACUUCUUUAACAUCUUACACUUUGUAUGUGUGUGUGUGUGUGUGUGUGUGUCGUAAGCCUGUCAGCCAGACUUGAUUAUGUAUGGUUUAAUAUGACCAGCACACUGUGUUGCAAAUAAAAAUGAGAGAUGUAUGAGUGAUUCAUAUUUUAUGUAAUUUGCCAAAUCAUUUGACAUUGAAAUAAAGCGUUUGCUGAAAGUAA